Apus apus (common swift) is the source of this 4257-nucleotide messenger RNA. It is a transcript of the gene COG6, whose product is annotated as component of oligomeric golgi complex 6. The coding region runs from base 14 to 1960 and encodes 648 amino acids. The record is from RefSeq and is a predicted model, not a curated record. Gene Ontology annotation, cellular component: COG complex. The transcript is spliced from 19 exons. NCBI's taxonomy places the organism in Eukaryota, Metazoa, Chordata, Aves, Apodiformes, Apodidae. Gene Ontology annotation, biological process: intra-Golgi vesicle-mediated transport.
CAGGGCCGCAGCCAUGGCCGACACGGCCUCCCCGCCGCCGGCUGCUGCGCCCGCUGCAGGGCUCCCGGCUGCUCCCGGCAGCAACCCGCUGUCCCGUAAGCUCAACAAGAUCUUGGAGACUCGGCUGGACAAUGACAAGGAAAUGCUGGAAGCACUCAAGGCUCUCUCGACCUUUUUUGUGGAAAACAGUUUGCGCACCCGAAGAAACCUGCGUGGAGACAUUGAACGCCGAAGCUUAGCCAUCAAUGAGGAGUUUGUCCACAUAUUCAAGCAAGUUAAAGAGGAGCUUGAGAGUAUAAACGAAGAUGUGCAAGCGAUGAGCAGCUGCUGUGAAGAUAUGUCCAGUCGUUUGAAGGCAGCAAAGGAACAAACCCAAGACCUGAUAGUAAAAACCACAAAACUCCAGGCAGAAAAUCAGAGACUAGAAAUGAAAGCACAAGUAGCAGACGCAUUCAUAGCAAAAUUCCAGCUGACACCAGAUGAAAUGAACCUGCUUCGAGGCACGAAAGAUGAGCCAAUUACUGAGGAUUUUUUCAAGGCUUUGGGAAGAGUAAAGCAAAUUCACGAUGAUGUCAAGAUUCUGCUCCGGACAAAUCAGCAGAGGGCAGGCUUGGAAAUUAUGGAACAGAUGGCUUUACUGCAAGAGACAUCUUAUGAAAGACUUUACAGAUGGACUCAAAAUGAAUGUAGGACUUUGACACAAGAAUCUUGUGACAUUUCUCCUGUUCUCGCUCAAGCCAUGGAAGCCUUACAAGAUAGACCUGUCCUGUAUAAGUACACUUUGGAUGAGUUUGGAACAGCAAGGAGGAGUGCUGUAGUCCGUGGCUUUAUAGAUGCUCUCACUAGAGGAGGUCUGGGAGGUACUCCCCGCCCUAUUGAAAUGCACUCCCACGAUCCCCUGAGGUACGUAGGAGACAUGCUGGCCUGGUUGCAUCAAGCUACAGCUUCUGAAAAAGAACACCUAGAAGCUAUGUUAAAGCUUGUAACUAUUCAAGGUGUGGAAGAAAAUAUUCAAGAAGUAGUUGGGCAUAUCACAGAAGGUGUCUGCAGGCCUCUGAAGGUUAGAAUUGAGCAAGUGAUUGUUGCUGAGCCAGGAGCAGUUUUGCUGUACAAGAUUUCUAAUCUUCUCAAGUUCUACCACCAUACAAUCAGUGGCAUUGUAGGAAACAGUGCAGCCACACUGUUGACAACAAUUGAAGAAAUGCAUUUGUUGAGCAAGAAGAUAUUCUUUAAUAGCCUGAGCCUUCAUGCAAGUAAACUAAUGGACAAGGUUGAACUCCCACCUCCUGAUCUUGGCCCAAGCUCUGCACUAAAUCAGACACUUAACUUGCUGCGGGAGGUUCUGGCAUCUCACGAUUCAUCUGUUGUUCCACUGGAUGCCCGUCAAGCUGACUUUGUGCAGGUUCUGUCUUGUGUGCUAGAUCCGUUGUUACAAAUGUGUACUAUGUCUGCUAGUAAUUUGGGCACGGCUGAUAUGGCAACCUUCAUGGUGAAUUCCCUUUAUAUGAUGAAGACUACUUUGGCUCUCUUUGAGUUCACUGACAAACGUCUAGAAAUGUUACAGUUUCAGAUUGAAGCUCAUUUAGAUACACUCAUAAAUGAACAAGCUUCCUAUGUGUUAACAAGAGCUGGACUAAGUUACAUAUACAACGCUGUGCAGCAACACAAACCAGAGCAGGGUCCUCUUUCAAAUUUGCCAAGUAUGGAUUCCGUGUCCCUGAAGGUCGCCAUGGCUCAGUUUGAUCGGUAUCUGUCUGCUCCAGAUAGUCUGUUAAUGUCCCAGCUGAAUUUCCUUCUGAGCACCACUGUGAAGGAGCAGAUAAUAAAACAGUCAACAGAACUGGUCUGCAGAGCUUACAGUGAGUUAUAUGCAGCUGUGAUGGAUCCUUCAAAUGAAUACAAGGAUCCUGAAACCAUACUGCACAGAUCUCCUCAUCAAGUUCAGGCUCUCCUUUCAUAGUCUGGUUUCCCUCAGAUUUUUCGGAAUCCAUGUUCUGUGUGUGUUGAGUAUUUGCAUCAAGUUAUUUUUCUGGUUUGCAUUUUGAUGUGUAACUGUACAGUUAAAUUAUGUAGGAAUGUGCAUUUUGUUUAAUCUGCUUGGCAGACGUCUAGUCUUUCCUGUGUCUUUGAAUACCUUCUAUAGGCCAGGUAAUAGAAUGUAGAUUAAAAAUUAUUUAAAUGUAUUCCUUUAAUGGAAAUGGACCUUCACAAUAUGCAACCUCUUUGAAAAAGGAAGUAAAGGAGAAAGAAGCUUUUUCCUUGCUGUACUUAAUCCUUUCAACUAGAGAUAGAACCAAUGUAUUUUAGGACCUUACCAAUAUUUAUAUUAGCUCCUUUCCCUUUUCUUUCACGCUUUUUCUCAGCCUAUCAUCAGUAAAUGCUGGUAACUGUAAUUUUAAUACAACUGAUAUACUUAGAAUGUCUUCAGUCUGUCACUUUUACAGCUCAUAAAUAAUUUCAAAAUAUUCCAUGCUGUUUUUCAAAUCCAGUUGAUUAAAUCUUUGGGGCAAAAUCUGUGUGCUUCUUUGGAAUCUAUUAUUGCUGUUGCUAAGUCUGCUAUUUUCUGUAAGAAAAAGAAACAUUUUAACUACAUGCAUGUACAUAACACAGAACUUAAUGCUUUAAAUUAUUUAUGUAAUUUUGUUUCAGUGCAAGGAUUUUGUUAUAGUGCAGUUUUUCUAUAGGGAACCUUGUAUCCGUUCAAACUUGCAGAUCUUUUAAGGCUGGGACCAAUGAAAAUGUUAGGUGAGGAAGAUGGUUUGCACAUCAGUGUGGCCACUCCUCCUUCCCACGUAUAUGUCUUUUGUUUUGCUUUUUUUAUGUACAGAAAAAGUCUAUCUGUUCUAAUACAAGCAUUUACUCUGUUCAUCAUCCAGCAAGAGAUUUUCAUUGUUUAAACGUCUGCAGUGGUGCUCCUAAAACUUAAAUACAAGUUCACCUGUGGCAGCCUCAGGUUGUUCUGGCAAUUGUGUGGGAGGGCCAGGCUGUGUAGUUUUUCUAGACUGUUAUGUAGAAAGCCAUGAGUAAAGGCUUAUUUUUUUUCCUCCUGAUUUAGAGGACAUUUGCUUCCAGUAAAGGAGGAAAAUUGUUCUCUGUUGGGCCUUACGAUAAUUUUUUGUAAAUUCCUUAAACAUAUUCUUCUUUUGGGAAAGUCUUGUUACAGAGAAACAUUCAGUAAACAAAAAGUGAAAGGAAUUGUGGGUGUUUGGGGUUAUGUUGUGGGGGUUUGGUUUGUUUGUGUGUUUUAAAGCAUAAUUUAAGCUGUUACGUUGGAAGCUUUUAAUUUUUUUUUCCCCGAGUUGCUUCACAGGUGCCACCACAGGGUUGUUACAGUUGCCUGAGUUUACAGUCUUACUAGGUGUGGCUUCUUUAUGUGCAUUGAGAGGGAGAUGAGCAGUCAUUCAUAUUGAAUAACUUAAGUAUUUUAUUUUUACCAGUAAGAAUAUUCCCCAUAUAAAAUACAUACUUGGUGCCAGCCAAGUCUGCAGUUUAGUGUAUGCUUGCAGAAGAGCAAGAAAUAGAGAGGGGAGGCAGCAAUACAUUUUGGUCUCUUGGAAAGCUCAUUGCACAAGAGACACCCAGUGUGCUCAGAAAUUAGCUUCCUUGGUGAUACCACAAUAAAGCAAUAGCUCCUUUUCCAAAUGGGCAUAAUUUUUUGGUAUAAUAGAAAAAUAUUUGAAAGUACAAGUGUCCUUGGAUUGAGCAUGAGUUCUUCUGUAAAUACAACUGUUAGAUUUAUUUUGCUUAAAAACUCCAGAGCUGUAAGACAAAAAAUUCUAGAAGCUUAGAAAAAGCUGUAAUGGAAAUGAUGCUCUUUUACUGGGUAAGGCACUUCAAAUUGCUCAAGAUUUUGCAUUAUCAUAGUAUGUAUUCAGAAUGCCGUUUAUUGUUGUUUAAUAAUGUUAAUAUUGCUUAAUAUGCCUAUAAUUAUUAUCUAAUAUGUGAAAAUUACAUCAAUUGUGAAAGGAUUAUAAAUUAGCUUAUUAGAUUAACAUACUCAUAAGAAUGAACUUCUUCCUGAAAUUACACUCAACCUCAGUCUCCAAUAAUCAGCCACUAGUUUGCAUGAGGAUAUAACUAUCUUUGAGUCCACACAGAAGCUCACACAUGAUUUUACCUUCUCUUAAUAAAAAUGCAAGAGUAUAAGAAUUGUAACUUACAAAAAUUAAAGUCAAUCACUAAUUUUGAUCUGUGCAAUGUAAAUGACAAAGGGCCACAAAUGAGAAUGAACGUCAAUAAAAGCAUUUGCUUUACUGA